CUUCACAGUACGGAGAUGAUGUUGUGCAUUCAAAGCCGCCGUGGGGGUUUCCCGCUGCUGACGGGUUGAAACCAGAAUGAUUCUUCGGAAAUGCACCACGAUCGUGACGCUGGAUAUGGAGGGUAUUAUAUCAGCCUCCUGAGGUUGCGGAUCACUUCUGCGUGGAAAGCGCACGAGCUUCAAAGGGCGAUUCUGGUCAGCUUCUCUGUUCGACACCUUCACGCUCCAAAAUGGGAAAGCCACAGCUUCACGUUGCGGUCAUCGGCGCCGGUCUAGGUGGGCUUGCAGCUGCUAUUGGCAUGACUAGAGCUGGUCACAGAGUCACCCUUCUCGAACAAGCGCCUCAAUUGGGCGAAGUUGGGGCAGGUAUACAAAUUCCACCAAACACCACGCGAAUCCUGGCUCGAUGGGGCAUACUCCCAGCUAUCGAAAAGGUCUCUGUCCGGCCCAACAAUAUCAUUAUGCGCUCUUACCGAGACGGCAAAGUUCUUUCAAGUCAGCCUCUGAUUCCAAUGUGCGAAGAUGUUUACGGCUAUCCUUACCUCCAUAUCCACCGUGCCGACUAUCACAAGAUCCUGGUUGAGGAGGCGAGAAAGUGCGGCGUCGAGAUCCAGCUUGAUAGUUACGUGACCGGAAUCGACUUCGAGCGGCCAGCUGUCCAUGUCAAGAAUCGACCGGAUCCUCUCGUAUGCGACCUCAUAAUCGGCGCUGACGGCCUGAAGAGUGUCUGCCGCGAAGCACUACUCGGACGUCCAGACCCGCCUUACUUGACGGGGGACUUAGCAUACCGAAUCACCGUACCGGCUGAAGCAAUGAAAGCUCACCCGCUGUUAACUGACCUGGCCGCCGUGCCUAAUCUCAACAUAUGGCUCGGACCGGACAGCCACGUCGUUUGCUACCUUCUCAGGGGUGACAACCUGUACAACAUCGUCAUCGCGUCUCCCGACAAUUUGCCCGAGUUGGUCAACCAGCAGAAGGCCGACUUGGAGGAGAUGCACGCGCUAUUUAGGGGGUGGGACCCCAAACUCCGUGCGCUGCUCGACUUGUGCAAGGAGACGUCGAAAUGGCGCCUCCAGAACUCGCGCGAGAUGAGGUCCUGGUGCCACCCAUCGGGCAAGUUCACUUUGUUGGGGGAUGCAUGCCACGCGACCUUGCCGUACCUAGCGCAGGGCGCGGCACAGGCGGUCGAGGACGCUGCUGUCCUGGCGGGACUGUUCGAGAAGAUGGAACACAGGUACCAGCUGGCCGAUCUCUUGACGAUUUACGAAGCGGUGCGCAAACCUCGGGCCAGCCACGUUGUUCAGAGCAGUUCGAACACGGGCCAGACGAUAUACCAUCUGCACGAUGGGCCGAGGCAGAAGGAGCGGGAUAGACAGUUGCUUGAGUUCCAGGAACGGCCCUUCCAGGGGUACCAGAACAGAUGGCGCGAUCCAGUGUUUCAGAAGUAUCUGUUCAGUUAUAACGCGCAGAAGGUCGUGGAGGAGGCAUGGCAAGUCUACCGUGAGGGACGGUUUCCAGGGACCGCGGGCGAGUUUGGCAAGGAGAGUGAGAGUGUUACACAGGCUGGGAGCAAGGAGGUGCGCGAAUUGAGGAGGGCGGAGGAUCGGGAGAGAGGUGGUGGGAGUCCGAGGGAGGCGAAGCUGUAAUAUUACAAGUCAAAGACUUGCAUUUUCGGAAGACGGGGAGUCGUGGUCGGUGGUUGCUGUGCUCAUCUACGUAGUAUAGCGUUCGAGUGAUGUUGGGUUUCUGCUUUGGAUGGCAUGGAUCAGGGGACAGUCACUGAGAUAUGCACAGUCACACAGUCAGGUGUGAGUACCUGGGUUACAAAUUCUUGCAUAUAAUCCUAUCAUUCUUGUCCUCCG
Molecule: messenger RNA, 1862 nt
Organism: Exophiala xenobiotica
Lineage: Eukaryota; Fungi; Ascomycota; Eurotiomycetes; Chaetothyriales; Herpotrichiellaceae
Exons: 2
Coding region: 231-1646 (471 amino acids)
Biological process (GO): secondary metabolite biosynthetic process
Molecular function (GO): monooxygenase activity; FAD binding
Source: RefSeq, a predicted model, not a curated record